UUGUGAUUAAGCAGCAAGAGGAAAAAGAUAGACGUAAGAGCUCUUCGAUCUUAAUCCCCAAGGAGGAAGUAAAAAGAUGGGAUUUCAUGCUCUUAGACCUUCCAUAGCCUUGCGCGGCUCUCUCCUCGACUUAUUAUCCAAAUCUCACAGUCCUCCUCUCCCCGGGAGAUGGGUUAAAGCUGGUGAAUGCAGUACCAUGAGAUGUUUUGCUUCAGCUACUCGUGGGAAAAACAAAAAACAAAGACUGGAUGAGGCAUGUGUUGAAAGGUUUAACGAAUACAGUCGCACACUAAUACAAUCAUGGAUUAUACAAGGCAAAGUUCUUGUGGAUGGGAGAAGAGUUAAUAAAGCUGGUAUGCCUGUAUCUAAUACUGCUGCUAUAAAGAUCACAGCUGAGGUUCCAAAAUUUGUAUGUAGAGGUGGACUCAAGCUGGAAGCUGCACUUGAGAAGCUAGAUGUUGAUGUUUCUGAGAAAGUAGUUCUUGAUGCUGGACUUUCUACAGGAGGGUUUACUGAUUGUUUGCUUCGUUAUGGUGCAGCUCAUGUUUAUGGUGUAGAUGUUGGUUAUGGUCAGGUAGCUGAUAAAAUCCGCAAUGAUAAGAGAGUGACUGUUAUAGAAAGAACAAAUCUGAGAUACCUCCCUGGACUCCCCCAAAAAGUAGAUGUAGUGACCCUUGACCUCUCGUUCAUUUCCAUUCUUAAGGUGAUGCCAGCUAUUAUGAAUGUGAUGAAAGAAGAUGCAACUUUAGUUACCCUUGUUAAACCCCAAUUUGAAGCACGAAGACAACAGGUCGGGAAGGGUGGCAUAGUGAGAGAUCCCGAAGUACAUCAGGAGGUUCUUGAGAAGGUAAUAAAUGGUGUUGAGCGCUAUGGAUUUACCAACAAAGGUUUUAUCGAAUCUCCCAUAAAGGGCGCUGAGGGAAACAUAGAGUUCUUGGUUUGCUUCAACCGAGGGACAGUGAAACCAGAAACCGAAGAGUACUAGACUUAUAUUCCAUUGCUGGGAAGUUAGAAGCUUGUGUGAAAUGCUAUUGAUUCUUCUUUCACGCAUUCCAUUCACAAAUCUCAUUCUAACUCUUCUCUUUAAGUAAACUUUUCCUUUGUUUUAGUGAUAUCAUAAAUCUCAAAGAUAAUUUAUCAAAAAAUCGUAGGUGAAUUUUUUCAAACCA
This is a messenger RNA of Camelina sativa (false flax), 1169 nucleotides long. RefSeq lists its product as uncharacterized. Gene Ontology annotation, biological process: methylation. Gene Ontology annotation, molecular function: RNA binding; methyltransferase activity. Lineage: Eukaryota; Viridiplantae; Streptophyta; Magnoliopsida; Brassicales; Brassicaceae. The record is from RefSeq and is a predicted model, not a curated record.